Molecule: messenger RNA, 1164 nt
Organism: Archocentrus centrarchus (flier cichlid)
Lineage: Eukaryota; Metazoa; Chordata; Actinopteri; Cichliformes; Cichlidae
Product: methyltransferase-like protein 7A
Exons: 2
Coding region: 29-763 (244 amino acids)
Molecular function (GO): S-adenosylmethionine-dependent methyltransferase activity
Source: RefSeq, a predicted model, not a curated record
GCAAGGUUUCAGGUAAGCUCAGUGAGAAAUGAAGUUUUGUCUAAUGAAAUUAUGCAGACUACUCUGUUUGGCGCUGAGUUUGCCCUUGCAUAUUAUGCAGCUCAUAGGGUUGUGUGGUGUGUACAAACGCCUGUUUCCCUUGCUCGCCUACAAAAUAACAUUUUCAUACAACGACAAAAUGCACAAAGUGAAGAGAGAGCUCUUCCGCAACGUGGCCAAAUUUGCAGACACCGAUGGCACGCUUCGCCUGUUGGAGAUCGGCUGCGGCAGCGGAGCAAACUUCAGGUUUUACCCCUACGGAUGCACGGUGAUCUCCACUGACCCCAACCCGCACUUUCAGAAGUACCUGCGGAUGAGCAUGGCCGCAAACCAGCAUCUGACUUACGACAAGUUUAUAUGCGUCUCCGGGGAGGACAUGCGGGGAGUGCGGGACGAGUCUGUGGACGUCGUUGUCUGCACCUUGGUUCUGUGCUCUGUCAGUGAUGUGCAGCAGGUCCUGCAGGAGACCCGGCGCAUCCUCAAAACAGGCGGAGCCUUCUACUUUUUGGAGCAUGUUGUCUCUGACUCCUCAUCCUGGACAUACUUUUUGCAGUAUGUGUUUGAGCCUCUGUGGUGCUAUCUCGGGGAUGGAUGCAUGGUUACAAGAGCAACGUGGAAAGACAUAGAGGAAGCUGGUUUUUCUGAGGUUAACUUAAGACAUGUUGAGGCUCCAUGCCUCCAUUUGAUGAUCAGGCCACACAUCAUGGGAUACUGCAUUAAAUGACUGCAUGGUGGAAUGUAGAGUUUAAAUUAAAAUAUUCAGGUUAUACAAUUACAGACAUCCUGGUGCAACAAUUUAUAAUAGCCUACUAAUAGUUUACACAUGAAUUUCAAACCACUGGGUUAGAGGAUGGAGGUUUAUUAUCAAAGGAAGCACAUCUGUGUGCACAAACGUCUGAAAUUCACUGUAUUUUUAAGAAUUUUUCAUUCUCCCUCUGUAAUUGUUACAGAUCUUCUUACAUUUUUAUUACAAUACAUUAGCCACACUACAUAGAGUGAGUGAAAAUAUAUUUAUUUACACAAUCAGCAACAUUUCAUUUAUUGUUUGUUCUUCUUUCCCACCCCUCCCAAGAUGUACAUAAUAAAUAUUACCUGGACACUGUGCUUUUUUUCCCUGAUUGUCUA